Epithele typhae is the source of this 1365-nucleotide messenger RNA. RefSeq lists its product as uncharacterized. The record is from RefSeq and is a predicted model, not a curated record. NCBI's taxonomy places the organism in Eukaryota, Fungi, Basidiomycota, Agaricomycetes, Polyporales, Epitheliaceae. Gene Ontology annotation, biological process: carbohydrate metabolic process. The transcript is spliced from 4 exons. Gene Ontology annotation, cellular component: membrane. Bases 1 to 1365 code for a protein of 454 amino acids. Gene Ontology annotation, molecular function: chitin deacetylase activity.
AUGAAGCUCGCCGUCGUCCCUGCCCUUGCCCUCCCUGCCGCAGUCGCCGCCCACGCCGCGCGCGAUGUGCACCUCCACGCCCGCCAAAGCGCUGCCACAGGCUCCUCCUCUGCUGGUUCUGUUACGACCCCCGCCGCGGGUGCCUUGACCACCCCCUCCCUGACGUUCACCCUCCUCUCCACGAACCCCACCGCCGUUCCCCUCACCGAGAUCGCCUCUGGGGUGUCUUCGUUCGCGACCGUUGCCGCGACUACCACCUUCGCAGCGGGCACUACCCCCACCUUCCUGCCCAAUGCUCCUGCGCUCCCUAAUGGUGACCGCGGCGCUCGUCCCAUCAAACUACCCACCCUUGGACAAACCCCGGACCCCACCUCAGACCAAGUGAAGGCGUGGAUCCAGGAAGUCAACAAUUCAGGUGUGACCAUCCCUAGCUUCUCGCCUACCAACCCUGGUGGAUGCGCGAACAACACCGCGGCCGCCGCGGAUGCAAGCCGAUGCUGGUGGACGUGCGGUGGCUGUGAAAACAACGAUGUCUCUACGUGCCCCAACAAGUUGACAUGGGGUUUGACAUACGAUGACGGCCCCGCUCUCCACACUGGCGACCUCCUCAAUUACCUUGACAGCCAGAACCUCAAGGCUACGUUCUUCGUCGUCGGUUCGCGCGCGAUCUCAUACCCGUACCUCCUCCAAGAGGAGUUCAUGGCCCAGCACCAGAUUGCCGUUCACACCUGGAGUCACCCUCAGAUGACCACGCUUACCAACGAGCAAGUCAUUGCUGAGCUCGGCUGGUCGAAGAAGAUCAUUACGGACGUGACCGGCGUUACCCCGCGCUACUGGCGUCCUCCCUUUGGUGAUGUUGACAACCGUGUGCGCGCGAUCGCCAAGGCCUUGGGUCUCGAGACUUCGCUCUGGACCCGCAUUAGCCCAACCGCCACGUUCGACACUGGAGAUUUCGACAUUCCGGGCGGUCUUGUCACCGCCAACCAGGCACUCAACAACUGGGAGGGUAUCAUGGCCAACGCGACGACGAUUAACACCGGUUUCAUUGUCCUUGAGCACGAUCUCUUCCAGCAGACCGUCGAUCUUGCCACCGGCUACAUCCUCCCCGACGCCCUUUCGCGCACGCCCAAGAUCACAAUCGAGCCGAUCAUCACCUGCCUUGGUCUUCCCAUCCGGGAUGCGUACAUUGAGACCAACGACAAUUCGUCGAACCCUGUUUCGUCUGGGUCGAAUGCCCAGACAACCAAAGGCACGAACUCGUCCGGGAACUCAAACACGAGUGCGGCGGUCGGCGUGUCUGCGCCGGCAUCGUUCAUUGCGCUUGGUCUCGCUCUUCUCUCUAGCGUGGCGGCUUUCCUGCUCUAG